UUACGGUUAAUAUUUCCCAUGGCGCACGAAGUUGCCGGUCCGGUCCGAGGCAUGGAGUCCGUCGUGGCUUCGGUGAGUGGGUACCAUGGUGCGGAGCGCUUCGAUCUUAUUAAGCUGAUUCCUUCGUUGGGAGCUAGCUAUGUCGGAGCCAUGUCGAGCUCGACCACGCAUUUGGUUUGCAGAAGAUUUGAAGGGCAAAAAUAUGAUCUUGCCAGGAAGUUUAAGACGCAUGUGGUCAAUCACCGGUGGGUGGAAGAGUGCGUAAAGCAAGGAAAGCGUGUUCCGGAACAUCCCUAUACAUGGGAAUGUGGGGAGGAAGUGGGAUCAUUGCUGUUGCCAGUCCCAGUGAAUUCUAAGCCAUACAUCACAAGGAAGAAGCAUAAAGUACUUUCUGAUCGGUCGAACUUUGCUAGUGCAUCAACGAGACAAAUAGCUGAUUCAGCUUUUAAAGAUAAUAGAAGUGAUAUUUGGACUGACUCUCAUUUGUUGAAGGAGUGUCCAGAGCUGAAUCGGUCAUCUAGAAGGUUGUGGAGAGGAAAAAGACUCAUUACCCCGCAUGAAGAGUCACAUCUUAGUCCAUCUAUGUGUUUUGGGAGAAGAGAAAUGAAGUCAUUCAGUGGCAUGGAGAUUCUUCUUAUGUUGAAUCUUCUAAAAGGGGUAAAUAUGGUAAAAAGGAAUGCUAAAAGAGAGACUUUGAAGUUAAAUGCCUCAGAUUCGGACCAGGAAUGCUAUGUGGUUGGUGGUGAUGACAAAUACGGGGACAUAACAUCUCCAUCUGAACAGUUGAAUGGUAAGUUUGUCAGUACCAGAAAGGGAGGGACCCAAAAUGGACCCUAUGGGCGUGAGGGAGCAAUAAAUGGAAUUAUUGAAGAUGUUGAUGAGAUUGAAGAUUGUAAUCACGAUCACCAGCCUUCUCCUGAGGAUUCAAUUCGAAAUGAUUUACCGGAUUCCCUAGAAAGAGUUUCAAAAGAUGAACCAAAUGCAGAGAAGUCAAGUAUUGAGAUCGAUGAUGUGGGGCAGACUGAUUAUGUUAACAGUUUAUCAUCAUCAGUGGAGUUAUCAUGCGUUAUAUGUUGGACGGAGUACAGCUCAACCAGAGGGAUACUACCAUGUGGACAUAGAUUUUGUUAUUCGUGCAUUCGGAAUUGGUAUGACCAUAUGGUACUUGAAAGAAAAAAGACUUCAACUUGUCCCCUGUGUAAGACGAGUUUUGUUAGCAUCACAAAGGUGGAAGAUUCUUCUGGGUCACAGCAAAAAAUAUACUCCCAGACCAUUCCGCAUGACCAAUCAACUAGCGAAGUCUAUGUUGUGACUGAUCAAGGGAGAAUGAGUUCCAGAGCUGAGGUACAUUCUAACUGUCUUACUUUGUCCAGUUUCUGCAUAUUCAUUUGACAGUUAUUGACGCUCCUCCAUAGGUACAUGUUUCACAUUUUUUGGUCCGUAAUGAGAGUACCGUCGGUUCCUUGGGGUCAUUUUACAGGACAUAUUUUUGCUGCUCCAAAAGGAAAAGAAAAAAGAAGGAAAUGAAGGAUGGGUGCUAGUAUGUCAAGGCUUAUCUAUUAGUAAUAAUGAAUAUGAGGUUAGAGAAUGAGUUUUUUCGUAGAUGUUUAAUGCGGGAGAAUAAAUCAGGUCACACUACUGUUGCAUGCAUGGAACGUUAGAACACAAUGCUGUUGAAUUUUGGAAAUGUUUAAUACCAUUUGCUGAU
Molecule: messenger RNA, 1708 nt
Organism: Eucalyptus grandis
Lineage: Eukaryota; Viridiplantae; Streptophyta; Magnoliopsida; Myrtales; Myrtaceae
Molecular function (GO): metal ion binding
Source: RefSeq, a predicted model, not a curated record